Messenger RNA from Toxoplasma gondii ME49, 1857 nucleotides. RefSeq lists its product as hypothetical. Lineage: Eukaryota; Apicomplexa; Conoidasida; Eucoccidiorida; Sarcocystidae. Gene Ontology annotation, biological process: mitochondrial proton-transporting ATP synthase complex assembly; mitochondrial protein processing. Bases 1 to 1857 code for a protein of 618 amino acids. Gene Ontology annotation, molecular function: metalloendopeptidase activity. The transcript is spliced from 2 exons. Gene Ontology annotation, cellular component: extrinsic component of mitochondrial inner membrane. The record is from RefSeq and is a predicted model, not a curated record.
AUGUCGUGCACGGUCGUACCUGCGUGGCGAGCGAAUUCCCAUGCCUGUGUAGUUCCUAAAGCAGAAAAAAAACAACCGAAGGCCUUUAUCAUGCCUGGGAAACCCGAUACUCAGGGGCGGCUCACGCUCGCCCCUCGUCGCGCCUUUCUCUGUAGAAACCGGCUCCAGGUUUCCUGCGAUGCCAUUCGCUUCGCUGCUUCCUUUCGUCGGUGUUCGCAAAAGCUCUUGCCUCCGGCCUGUUGUGCGGAACCUCCCACAAAGUUGAGAAACUCUGAAAUGACUCUUUCUGACGCUCCCACGGCCCCCGUGGCGCUCGACACCUCCUGGCACUCCGAGUGGAGGUGGCUUUCAUGGCUUGUUAAAUCGCGUCAGACUGAAGAGAGCUCCUUUCAACAGCCCGAUCAAUAUGGAAAUCGUGGUUCAUCAAGCCGUGAGAAUGUCUGCAGUGUCCCAGGAAUCGCUGCCCCGCCGACGUCGUCUGCCUCUCCCUCUUCUCUGUCUACAUCAACUUCUGCCUGCACCUCUCCUGCCUCCCCGCCUUCUUCACCAGACAGCCGUUCCGCUUUCCUCGCGAGCGCCUGCGCAGCUCAGGCACCACUUUCUCAGUCCUCUGUUGCAUCCAUGUCAAAACCUCUCUCGGCCGCGGAAACGCAAGACAAGCGAAUCGGCGUCUCUGCGACGCAGAACGCAGCAGCAGAGGCGUCCUCCUGUGCCGCUCUCUUGCCUCCGUCUUUGUCGAGCUGCGAGGAGGAUCGUACCCCCUCCGCAGGUGGCGCAUCACCUCCUAGGAAGAAGGCAACACCGGUUUCGCAUGUUUCACCUGCGCCUCGGGGCUCGGAGGUGGAGACCGUUUCCAAGUCCGCAGAAAGCGAGGAGUCGCAGCGGACAGCUUCGCCGACUUCCCCGCUUCUCCAGUUUGGCGACGAGACGCUGUCGUGGCUGCAGCGUCAACAAAUGAAACUUUGGAGUUUCUUCGCGCUUCGCGACUGGCGAGUCAAGACGCUCGUCCACGCACUCUCCGCCAUGGGAGCUCCCGUCGACCUCAUCGUGGUGGACUGUGCCCAAACCUCAGGUCGCGGAUCUGCUCCCCCUCCACACCGGGGAGGGUACUCGCCAGUCUACCACACAGUGUGGCUUUGCGGCAACUGCUUUUGGUCUCCCUUCGAGCUGCGGCGGGUCCUGCUUCACGAGCUCGUGCAUGCAUUUGACUUCGCACGGGCUGAACUGUCCCCAGAGAACUGCAGACACGUCGCAUGUACGGAGAUCCGCGCGUACAACCUCAGCGGCCAGUGCAGCUGGUGGGCUACGAAGCGGUGGGACGAAGACCAGUUUCAGCGCAUCGAUCCAGCGUUUCUUCGUCCGCGAAACCGGGGUCUCUCGACGCAAGGGGAAAAGGGCGACGCGUCUGUGCAUGCAGAAACGCGUGAGGAGAGAUGCCCACACCGCGACGCCGCGGGGAGCGAGCAGACGGCUGGAGAGCGACAGCUGCCGCUCUUUGGGGGGAGCGUGGCGCAGGUGACAAGAGACUGUAGGACCACCGCGGGAGAAGGCGAACAGCAGAUGGGGGUUUCCGCUCAAAGCUUCAAACAUGGGGGGGACCCGGUGUUCCUUUCGGGGAACGGGGCAAUGCCCUGGCAAGACACGAAGCGAAAUCGGUGUCUUGUUCACAACGCGCUGAACUCGCUGCGAGAUCACCAACAAUGCAAAGCCCCAGGGAUCGCGGAAAUCGCGAUCACAGACGUCUUCCAGCGGUGCUUGAGGGAUACGUGGCCUUUCAUGGUACCUCCCGAGCGCGACAGCAAGUGGCGACCAUCUCGCAUUUGGCGUGAGGGUUCGUCUGACUUUUUCAAGAAAUGA